This is a messenger RNA of Nanorana parkeri, 576 nucleotides long. RefSeq names its product histone-lysine N-methyltransferase SETMAR. The coding region runs from base 1 to 576 and encodes 191 amino acids. The record is from RefSeq and is a predicted model, not a curated record. Gene Ontology annotation, cellular component: nucleus. NCBI's taxonomy places the organism in Eukaryota, Metazoa, Chordata, Amphibia, Anura, Dicroglossidae. The transcript has 3 exons. Gene Ontology annotation, molecular function: histone H3K9 methyltransferase activity; protein binding.
AUGGAGCCCGGGGACGUGUGUGCCGGGCUGGAGGCCAUCCAGGUGCCGGUAUGCGGGCCCUGGGAGGAUCUGGGGCCCUUCCAGUACACUCCAGAACUGACGGCCGGCCCCGGAGCGGAUCCAGACCCGAGCGAGGUGACCAUACAGGGCUGCCAAUGCCAGGGUCAGAGCUGCGCGGCGGAGCAGUGCCCGUGUCUGCCGCGGGGCGAGAACUACGCGAACGGACGCCGGCUGCUGCAGACCUACGGGGACCCCACCCGGAUCGGCAACGUGGGCCGCUUCCUGAACCACUCCUGCCGCCCCAAUCUGGUCAUGUUGCCGGUGCGGAGUCACUCCACGGUGCCCAGGCUGGCGCUGUUUGCCGCCCGCCGCAUACAGGAAGGGGAGGAGUUAUGUUACGACUAUUCCGGGAGGUCGUUCAACGCGGAACCCGGCGAGGAAUCUCAGAGUGCGGGUGAGGAAGGGGGCCCGGGGCCCCGGAAGAGGUGCCUGUGCGGUGCAGACGUGUGUUCCGGUUAUUUACCCUUUGACGGUUCUUUGUAUGGAGGAGACGCUCGGAAAUCUGAUCCCGACUGA